This is a messenger RNA of Aspergillus pseudoviridinutans, 948 nucleotides long. RefSeq lists its product as uncharacterized. The record is from RefSeq and is a predicted model, not a curated record. The transcript has a single exon. NCBI's taxonomy places the organism in Eukaryota, Fungi, Ascomycota, Eurotiomycetes, Eurotiales, Aspergillaceae. The coding region runs from base 1 to 948 and encodes 315 amino acids.
AUGUCGGUAUCGAUGCUUCUCUUCAUUAUACUAUCUGUGGCCGCUCCUGUGCUCCUUGCUGAGACUCACCAGGAAGCCAUAUACGACGCCGAACCUGCCACAUCUCAAGCGCAAACUCCGUUAUUUGCCGAGGCCAACAAGUGCAUAGCACCCUAUUUGGAUUCGCAGGAAACAUACGAUGCUUGCUAUCCUGGAUUUGACCAGGCAACAGUAUUUUCAGAUGGCACACGAUACGCCAUCCACUGCCAUCUUUUAUUUGAAUUGGAUCCUACACCACAGCAUGAGUUUAGCGACCCAGCCAGCUGUGCAAGGCAGUGCACCAGAGCACCUGGCUGCAAAGGUUCACACUGGGAUCGUUUGAAGACAUGUGUUUUGCUGUCCAAGAACCUCAGGACUGAAAAAAGACCUGGUGAUUUUGUGACAAUGAUGCGAGGACAAGAGUCUCUAGCCGAUAAAUAUGAGGCAGAGAUUGAGCAGAACAGGUUGGAGGCACGGUUGUAUCGGAGGUUCACCGAAAUUCUGGGGCGGAAAAUCGGGUCCUGUGAGGACCUCCUUGCACGGGCUUUCGGACACAGGGAUAGAGCAUUAAACGCUGUAUUUCAAAACGCAUUACUGGAUACUCGGGACGCCAAAUACAGAAUGUAUUUUGGAAUGAGGUUUACCGUGGGGAUCGUCGUGCAGAAUUUCUAUUCGCUUGAACACCAUACAUUUACCAGCUGCCUGAGCGCUUGCUCAAGAGACGAUGAUUGUAAAGCCACCGAAUAUGAUCCCGAAACAAACAGUUGUCUGCUUGUGACCAAAUGGAACAACCCUGAGAACGCCAUUCCAGAUCUCUUUCACGGCACACGCAUCAGUACUACCCUGGUAGGACGGAAAUGGGAAGUUGUUUUAGCAAGCAAAGCCCGCAAAGUCCUCGAGGCCAUCCAUCGAGUUCUUUCAACCAUGUGA